Messenger RNA from Penaeus vannamei (Pacific white shrimp), 759 nucleotides. RefSeq names its product cuticle protein 7. The record is from RefSeq and is a predicted model, not a curated record. Lineage: Eukaryota; Metazoa; Arthropoda; Malacostraca; Decapoda; Penaeidae. Gene Ontology annotation, cellular component: extracellular matrix.
UCCUCCUCAUCCUCCGCGACCAACAUCAACAUGAGACUGAUCCUCCUGGUGGGCGCCCUCGCGGCUCUGGCCUCCGCCGUCCCCCGUCCCGACUCUCCUCCCGUCUACCACGCUCCUCACCCGACCUACAAGCAGCCAGGAAUGCCCUUCGACUUCAGCUACGCCGUCAGGGACCCCUACUCGGGCAACGACUACGCCCACGCCCAGACCAGCGACGGUCACGUCACCUCCGGAUCCUACAGCGUGGCUCUUCCCGACGGCCGAACCGAGAUCGUCGAAUUCACCGCCGAUCACGACAACGGCUACGUCGCCAACGUCGCCUACGAAGGAGAGGCCUCGUACCCCGCCCCCGCCCCCUACCAUCCCCCUCCAUCCUACCACCCCGCUCCCUCCUACCCUCCUCCCCCUCCCCACCCACAUCAAUAAAACCCAUCCAUCCUCAAAGCACAGACGGCUCUAUCAAAAGUUCCUUGCUUACAUAUCCAACAUCAAAGGAAGAAUAGUUUUCAUGUUACAUCCGCACCAUCAAAGCUCACGCCACAAGGUAAACAAACAUCUUUAGUAUCACGCACCUCAUUACCUUCACAGUGUCUAUUGCAACAACUGUGGACUUUGCGUGACCACAGAAUGGUUGUUUUUCCUUCCCUGUACGUCAGCUCGAGGGAGCUGCGAUACCUCUAACAUUUUGAUUUUAGUGUAUGUAAUUAUUGUCAUGCAAGAUGGAUAGGUCUUUUCCUCAUGCUAUUCUUGUAAAUAAAA